Aphanomyces astaci is the source of this 4741-nucleotide messenger RNA. RefSeq lists its product as hypothetical. Gene Ontology annotation, molecular function: DNA replication origin binding; ATP hydrolysis activity. Gene Ontology annotation, cellular component: nucleus. The record is from RefSeq and is a predicted model, not a curated record. The coding region runs from base 47 to 4384 and encodes 1445 amino acids. NCBI's taxonomy places the organism in Eukaryota, Oomycota, Saprolegniomycetes, Saprolegniales, Verrucalvaceae. Gene Ontology annotation, biological process: mitotic DNA replication checkpoint signaling. The transcript is spliced from 5 exons.
CUGCUGCCUCCCAACUGGUACGAGUGCUCGAGCAGCAACCCGGGAGAUGGUGUGGUCCGUGCCAAGUAUAGAGCACAUGCCAUCCUUACAGUUCGAUGGGACGAGUUUUCCUCUAUGGAAGGCUAGGCUGUUGGCGUAUGCCAAGCUUAAAGGCGUUGUCAAUGUGUUUGCAACAGACCACGACAGAAUAGCAGCCCUCGGAACCCCAGUAUGCGAUCGCGAAGCUCAGGAGGAUGUCGCCAACUGGAUCCUACUCUCAGCCAUGGAUGCUGCCAUGUAUGAUUUGGUGGCCCAUCUAGCUACGCCGCGCCAGCGAUGGACUGCGCUUCUCCAGCACUUUGAACCCCCGUCGCAUACGAGUACCGCUGUGGUCGCUGCCAAGCGGGCCUUCUACUCCAGCGAAUACGACCCAUCUACACAAUCCAUCGCCGAGUAUGUCAACCGCACGCUGUCCUUGCGCGAUGCCGCAGCGGCGGUGGAUCCGUCCAUCACCGAUGCCGUUGCCGCCGAAGUCCUGCUGGAAGGCGUGCGCAAGUCGCAUCCUCAAUGGGUUGAAGCAUGUUGCCGAGGGCGUGCGGGCCAAGUAACGUUGUCGCAGGCGGUGGAUUUCUUGUCCCCUCCGCCAGUACCUACGGGCCAUGUUCCCAAGGCAACAACGUACAAACGACCUCGCGUUGCCACAAAGCCGUCCCCUGCCUCGACGGACGAGAUAGUGGAGCACUCGGCAGUGAAACGACGAAAGGUCUUACCAUCAUCUGCUGCCUUCAAAGCUGCCGACGACGACUUGACGUUUCUCGCCAUCAAGCAGGCGCUGCCGUCUGCGGGGUGGACGUGGGUGCCCACACCGGACGGGCUCUUGUACUGCAAGCCCCAUGUAACCAUCUCCACAUCAAACGGUGACGUGGCAGUCUCCGGGGCUGUCGGACGCGACUACUUCAACUCCCGAAGGGCGUUUGAAGCGUUCAUUCGAAGCAGUGCCCCGUGGAUGGCUUAUGUCAAGAGGCACCGAGCGAAUGCAAGACUCACAGUCGUCAAAUCUCCAGGAAACGACCAUCUCAACGGAACCACAGCCGCCACACCUCAGACAUUGACCACAUCCGACGAGUCAUUCGAGGCGGCGUGGGGUGCCGUGUUGGACCAAGUGUGGCCAAACCUCGUGGCAGACGGAUGGAGCGUCCAGGUUGGCGACCGCCCAUUGUAUCUCUCGCCGUUAUUAAAAUCCAAGGCUGAACCCACACCGAGCAAACGAAUCGCACUGUUGCAAGCCGUGCACUAUUAUUAUUACGUCUCCCAGCAAGAAGGCGGCGACCAGCGAGAGACCUCAUGGUUGUGGUCGGCCGUGUGGGAGUUGAUGAAACGGCAUCGCAAGGGCGAAUCAACGCUGCGACGGAGUCACGUGGUGUAUGUGACGCCGAUUCCUGGUCGAGCCAAAGCACAGACGGCAAGUGACCAGCAGAUGGAGCGAGGCCACCACAUGGCGUGGUACUCGUCCAAAAUGGACGCGGUGGUGGCGUUUUGCCGACGGGAGCGCGACUCCCCCCACUACCACAACGAACCCCUUCCUCUGUCACAGCCAGGCAAGUUGCGAAUCUACUGCGCUGUUCCCCAUUGCGCCAAGCGGAAGCAGUACCAUCAUAUCUGCUGCGCGCACGGAGGCAAGGUGUGGACCCCGGAGACAUUGGCCAAACAUGUGUCGGAAGGAGGUGGGCGGUAUCCGUUUGGACUGGUGUGGCUGGUGUUGCAAAAUACCAUGCACUGGACCACGGCUACAAGCGAUGACGAUAGCCGCCACGACGACGAUAGCCACGACGACGACGAUAGCCACGACGACGACGAUAGCCACGACGACGUGAUGGUUGAACCCACCACUGGCCAACGGUUUGCACUGGAAGCCGACGUGUGGGCGUACUUGGAGGCGACCCCCGGCCUCCUGCAAGACAUCGAGGGGCGCGUGUACUCUGACCUGUUUGGCAGUACUGUGUCCAGUUCGGGGAUUUGGAAUGGCGGCGGCGCAAGUCGCAGGCAGCAUCGCCAAGUGGCCAAGAUCACGAACGUGCCAGUGACUUUGCACGAUAUGACGACUGCGUUGGGGCAGCGGGGGUGGCAGUUCGUGCCCACGGGCAAGUUCCAUCGACUCGUGUACUGCGCGCCCCAUGUCACAUAUACGGGGGCGUUGUACAAGAACUUUUCUGGACAAGUGGGAGUCGACUAUUUCAUUCACGCCGACGACUUUCAAGCGCAUGUAAGAAAGGACGCGGCGCUCAUGGCCCUAGUCCGGCAACAUGCUAAUGCGGACAGUUCCAAGGAGCAUCUCAAGUUGCGCCACGUCGAGGGGGUGCUGCGACGGCUGGGCUGGACAUCAGUCAACAGCACGCUCGGAACAGAGUACUUUAAGGUUCAAGGGGGCGAUGACAAGCUAGCCCUUCCGGGCGAGAAUGGGGCAGGUACUGCCAGAAUGGAGAAAAUUGCACUGAAAUUGCUGCAAAAGCAGUCCUUUGCUGGGCGUAAAAAGGGUGGCAAGAAGGGGAUUCACAGGCAAAACAAAGCGGGUACGCGAUUGGACAAGGCGGGAACUGUGAAACGUGGGGGGGGCGAGACUGUCGAGACGAGGGGGGGGCGGGUGUCCAAGAAGAAGUCGCCCCAUCUCGACGACGACUACGGUGCAGCCAAGGGCGUUGGACCGUUUCGAGUUCAGUUUGCCAACGUGUACAAGGAGCUGCAGUCGCACGGGUGGUUCCAUCGGCAAGGGAAGUUUGGGUUUGAUUACUUCAAGCCCGAACAUCAUCCGGAAAACGACGACGGGCCGGCGACCCCCAGGGUGUUCCACAGUGAAGCGGACGUCGAGGCCUUCCUAAGAGAACACGGGAUGUGGGGCCCCCUGGAGGCCAAGAUAUUGGCCGAACAUGCAAAUCGCCCUUCCAAGGUGAAAAAACGUCGCCCAGGGGUAUGUACAACGACAGAACCAAAACCGCCAAUGACCCAAGAGGGCAAUGUCGACGAGGGUACCGACGCCCGUCGGGAGGGGGCAGCCACCUCGUUUUUAACCCGCCCCCCCAUCCCCCCCGCUGACAAUCGACCUUCAAAGCCAAGGAGGAGGACGCCAAAGGCACCCCCGUCGACGGCUUUGUCGACGUCGCUGGCUCAAGCCACUGAACAACAUAAAGUCGACGUGACGAUGCACGGGCACGAAGGGCACGGUGUGAGCGACGCCAACAUUUACGACGACUCGAUCUCGGACCAGGAAGACGAUCCAAUCAAGGUGGAACCACCACCGCCCAUCCCAACCUCGCCCGUCGAUCCGUCGGCGUCGCCUUCAUCUGUCAUUAGCGUGUCGACAACCACUGCGUCACCCGACGUCCAGCCAGUCCGCCGCGUCGUCGCGCCGCUGUCUCCUCGAGAUGCCACGUUGUCGUCGCGGGAACAAACGUUCGACCACCCCGCGCACUUUGACGCGGAAAUCAGCCGGUUGCUAGGGCGACUCAGCCGUGGGUUCCACGUCGAGAAGAGGGUCGACAGCAUGGACGAUGGGGCGUGGAGGUCGCUGCAAAGCUGCGUCGACAACGCGGUCGCGGGCACGACGAAGGGGGCCAGCGUGGUUGUGACUGGCCUGCCAGGCAGCGGCAAGUCGACUCUGCUGCGUCGACUGGCAGCACACGUCCAGAGUCGGGACCAACAACCUGACGCUGCGCCUCGUCCUAUCCACGUCGUACAAAUCAACGCGAUGGAGCUUCAAAGCACCAGUUUGGUCCUGCGGACGUUGGCGCGCCAAGUGACCCAGCAAGCGAAUUUUUCUACCGAUCUCGACGCGGUGGCUGCGUUGGACGCGGCGUUCGGGGAGCAACCUGUCGUCACCACGUGUGUAUUCUUGGAUGAUGUCGACGUUUUGCUCGACGGGUUCGACGAUACGUCGCUGUGCCGCCUCUUGCAGUGGACAUGUGCUCCAACGUCGUCGCUGGUGCUGGUUGCCGCCACCACCGCCCCCGAGAUGUUGCGCAUGUACCUGGAUCAUGCCGUGCGCCAUGGCUUUCUCCAGUUGAAUGUAGCCAACGAUAUACUCAAAAUGGAGGCCGUGCCUCCUUGUACACAUGACGUGCUGUAUAAAAUCCUAUCGCAGCGCGUCGAGCCUUCUUCUUCAACGGCGGCGGUUGUGCUGAUGGACGCCAUGGCGUUGAUGUACGUCGCUCGCAAGGUGUCGUUGAUGCCCGCGGGCACAGUCGGCAUGGCGCUGGACGUGUGUCGCUUCGCCGUGCAGGCCAAGCAGGCGUCGGGGGUUCGCACCCCCGUGUCUCUCUCGGAUGUGCUCGACACGUUCAAAGCGAGGGCGUCGUCGGCGACCGCCACAGACGCGAUGUUGAUGCCGCUGCCUCGGACCAUCCAGGUAUGAAUAUAUAUAUAUCACUGUAUGUGUUGGAUGCAACCGUGGGAUGUGGUAGCUCGUGGUGCUUGCAGCGUGGCAACUCUAUCAACGCAACGACGUCGGAGCCGACAACGAGUCGGAGGCGGCGCUGCGAAGGGCGUACGAUGCCCUGGUCGCCCCCCUCGGGACGUAUCUGGAGCUCCCCGACGCCGCUUUUCACGACGUCGUGGUGUUGCUGCACUCGAAAGGCCUCGUCACAGGAGACGAGGAUGGACAAUCCGUCCAAUUGCGUGCAAAGUGGAAUGACGUGGCCGGGUACUUUGCCCGGGAUAGGUUCUUUGACCCGUUUGUUAAUCGACAGGACGAUUGAUACAUACAUAUAUG